CGGGCGGACGGGAGGCAGGCCGGUGAUUUUCCACUAGUGAUGAUGUCUAAUGGUCACCCAUGUUGAGAGACAAAGGUCAGAAAAAAGCUCAUAAACUAAAUUUACCGCCGCUGCUGUUAUUCAGCACUCUGUCGCCACACAAUACAGAAGAACACAAGAGCUUUACAGAGGAAUAAAAGGAAACACAACGCAUAAGCAUGGCCCAAAAAGAGAAACUACAAUGUCUAAAAGACUUCCACAAAGACAUCCUGAAACCUUCCCCCGGAAAGAGCCCAGGCACGAGGCCGGAGGACGAAGCUGAGGGAAAACAUCCCCAAAGGGAAAAAUGGGCAAGCAAGCUUGACUUUCUUCUUUCAGUCGCCGGGGGCUUCGUAGGUUUGGGAAACGUUUGGCGUUUCCCGUACCUCUGCUACAAGAACGGCGGAGGGGCAUUUCUCAUCCCGUACUUCAUCUUCCUGUUCGGUGGAGGCUUGCCUGUGUUUUUCCUGGAGGUGGCGCUGGGCCAGUACACCUCUGAGGGAGGGAUCACCUGCUGGGAAAAACUCUGUCCCAUCUUCACAGGUAUCGGCUACGCAUCCAUUGUGAUCGUUUCUCUACUGAACGUCUACUACAUUGUCAUCCUGGCCUGGGGUUUGUACUACCUGUUCCAGUGCUUUCAACCAGAGCUCCCCUGGGCAAGCUGCAACAACAAAUGGAACACAGAAAACUGCAUUGAGGACACCCUCCGCAAGAACAAGACCCUUUGGGCCAGUGCAAAUGCCACUAACUUCACUUCCCCCGUCACUGAGUUCUGGGAGCGAAAUGUUCUCAGCAUCUCUGAUGGUAUCGAGGAUGUGGGUCAUAUUAAAUGGGACCUGGCUCUUUGUCUUCUUGCUAUGUGGGUCAUCUGCUUUUUCUGUAUUUGGAAAGGUGUGAAGUCCACUGGGAAGGUUGUUUAUGUCACUGCAACAUUCCCGUUUGUAAUGUUAAUCGUCUUACUGGUACGUGGUGUAACUCUUCCUGGGGCAGCCGAGGGCAUCAAAUUCUAUCUGUACCCAAAUUUGACUCGCCUUGGAGAUCCAGAGGUUUGGAUUGAUGCGGGGACGCAGAUUUUCUUCUCCUACGCCAUUUGUCUCGGUGCCAUGACGUCACUGGGAAGCUACAACAAGUACAAAUACAACUGCUACAGGGACUGUUUGCUGCUUGGAGGCCUGAACAGCGCUACCAGUUUUGUGUCUGGCUUCGCAAUAUUUUCCGUCCUGGGCUUCAUGGCACAAGAACAAGGGGUGGACAUAGCCGAUGUGGCAGAGUCAGGUCCUGGCUUAGCCUUCAUUGCCUACCCUAAAGCUGUGACCAUGAUGCCACUGCCUACUUUUUGGGCUGUUCUUUUCUUCAUCAUGCUUCUGCUGUUAGGCCUCGACAGUCAGUUUGUUGAAGUGGAAGGGCAGAUCACAUCCUUGGUGGAUCUGUAUCCAUCCUUCCUACGGAAGGGUUAUCGGCGUGAAAUUUUCAUUGCUAUUAUUUGCUUUGUGAGCUUCCUGUUGGGAUUAACCAUGGUUACCAAAGGUGGCAUGUAUGUGUUUCAACUCUUUGACUACUAUGCAGCCAGUGGUGUGUGCCUUUUAUGGGUUGCAUUCUUUGAAUGUAUUGCCGUAGCAUGGGUUUAUGGCGCGGAUAAUUUCUAUGAUGCGAUUGAAGAGAUGAUUGGUUACAGACCAAAUCCCUGGAUGAAGUGGAGUUGGACUGUGGUCACACCUCUUCUGUGUGUGGGAUGUUUUGUCUUCUCAUUGGUCAAGUAUACGCCCCUGAGGUACAACAAAAUGUACGAGUACCCUGAUUGGUCCAUUGGAGUCGGCUGGAGCCUCGCGCUCGCUUCCAUGAUCUGCAUACCGAUGGUGGUCGUGAUCAAAAUUAUUCAGUCAGAUGGACCUCUCAUUGAAAGGAUCAAAGCUGUGGCAGCACCCGUGCGUGGAGGGGCGAGUUCAUGCCCCAAAGACCACCGACCCAAAAACAACGAGCUGGUGCAGCCUUUGGAUCCCAACUGGAAUGGAAGCUUGACGAAGCCCCCCACCCACACCGUCGUAGAAACUAUGAUGUGAACGCUCUCUGUGAGAGGAUAUAACAUGACCUGCUUUUCCAUGAUAUAUAUAUAUAUAUAUACAGUAUAUAUAUAUAUGUAUAGUAUAUAAUCUGUAACUUUUGACAUAGUCGUAGGACCAGGUUUACAUUGCUACGCAUCUGCACUAGUCUUUGUUUUCGUUUUUUUUUUACAAAGUAAGUGAGAUUUUUUUCUGUCUGUAUUUUUAAGAUUUUUGUCAUAAUACUAUUAUAUUAAUAUUAUUGUCGCUGUUAUUAGAGAGAGAGAACCGAUCACGUACAACAGUAUCCGUAAAGUAGAACCAUAACUGUUCUAUUUUUGUAACUUGUACAUAUUUGAAUUAGUUGAAUUAUAGAGGAAUAACACAAAAGGGCUUCGUAAACAGGUGAACGCAAGUAAACAUAAAUGGUUUAAGACUAUUACCAUUGAUUUCUUCAAGUAGUAAUGUUAGUUCUCACGUGUCACUGUAGAUCUUUAAUGUUAAGAAGCUAAGUGUGUCCCGACAAACCUUUUAAACUGGGGAUUGUACUAACACAAAGGACACUACGUUUUGGUGCACUUUUAAAGUACAUGAAGUCUAACUGUUUUGGAUGCGUUUGUUUCCGAAGUCACUCGCGUGUGAGGUCGGAAAUGCACACCACACUAAUUCUAGGCAACGUCUCGAAUCCCCAUAACACAUUUAUGAGAUGUUUAGCAUUCAGCAUUAGUAGAAACUAUAGGAGAUGGGAGCUUGCCUGCUAUUGCAACUACCAUUCGGACCCCAGCAUUGGUGUGAAGGAAAUUUCCCAGCAAGCAAUUUUGCAUUUAUUGGCCGUCCAAGCACAGCAUAAACGUCUGGGCUAAAACAAAGCAAUAGCCUAAAAAUAAAUGACAUACAAUAAAUAAAAAAAUGAAACCAAACAGCUUGUUAUCACUGUUAACUUUACUUACAUGAUGAAAUAUCAGAUAUCCCACAAGUUAUUUUGGCAAAAACAACGAAUUACUAAAAGUUUGCAAAAUCAUAUGGUAAAUGACUGAAAAUACGUCAAAGGUGGUGGUGGAGCGAACUUCCGUACGCUACAUUUUUCACACCGGCUGUAAAAUGCAUUGUAAAAUGCAUGUAUACUGUUAAAAUUAAAAGUUGGAUCAACUUAAAAAGGAAAAAAUAUUUCAAUUAGUAACGUCUAAAAUAAGAUUUUUUUCACUUAAACACUUUCAACUUAAAUUUGUACUUUUUAAAACUAUUUAGGUGUUACUAAUUGAAGUAAUUUUUGUAAGUUUUUCACUUUAACUUUUUCACUUACAGUGAUAAAAUGUAAGUUUAUAAAACGUAAUUUUUACGUGUUACAAAGUUUUUUUUUAACACUAGAACGGUCGUUGUAUACCUAAAUCCGCCAGCGGUAACAUUUACCUAUACACAUAACUACUGUGUAUUAUUAUUAUACCACUGUAUUCACAAGUAAUGUGUAAAGUCAUGAACUUAUUAUUUUUAGUCAUCAACUAUGUUUUGGUCCUAUUGUCUUAUGUUGAAAGCUAGAGUAAACACUUUUCUUUACGGUGAAUAUAGGCUAAAUUGCGACGACAAUGAGAAUUAGAAGGAAAUAAAUACAUAUUUGGGUGGUGUAGUAAUGAUAACAUGUCAUUAUACACAUGUUUAAAUAUCCCUUGUAAUUUAAAUACUAAAAUACUCUAAAUGGACAAUAAAGAGGAAUAAUAAUUUACAAUUUCAAGCACACAGUUUCACCUGUUUAAUUAUUAAUUUGCUAAGUUAUAUUAUUUAUAAUUUGAGUAAGAUAACAAAAAUAUAGAUCAUUAAAACAUAGCAGUACAAAAAUUACAAAGCGAAUAUAGGCGUAUUAGGUAAAUUUGACCCGGCUAUUUUUAACAAUUUUAUGUAAACAAUUUUAAACAACAUGGGAUUGUAAAUAAUACAAUUUCAGACUGUAAAAAAAACUGGCCAGAUUCUACAAGAAAAUGCUGUUUUUCAACAAAACAGUAAAAUGCUGUAGAAUUUUAAAACAUUGCAUCGUUAACUAAAUGCAACUGGUUUCCCAAACGAAAUGAGUUAGGUUCAAGGGUAUGAAUACGGUAACUUACAAUAAAAUAUAGGAGAGCUGUUAAUUUAUGAUAGUAGAACUGUAAAUUAACAGUAGAUUGCUGUCAACAUAGCUGCCAGUAGUUUACCAUUAUACUACGGCAUAUUUUUACAGUGUAAAAGUCAAUGAUUGGGAGACUUUAUUGAAAAUCUGUUAUGUACGUUUAAAAACAGCCAUGGGUAAAUUUUACUCUAGUGUUAAGUAGAGCAGCUUUCACUUUUUACAGUGUACAAUAUGUUAGAUUGCAUUACAAUUGUUUUUUUUGGGGGGGGGUCUUAGUAUAUCAGGGUCGUAAUGUAGCUAAGCUAUACGAAAGUAUAUUUUCAUUAGUCACCCUUUCACCUUUGUUAAGAAUGCACACAUUUUUAUUUUGGGGAUGUUGGAAGGUGAAAGUUGCCUCAUUUUAAAACCACGUAGAUUCAGGGGAAGUUGAUUUUGUUUGGUGUAUCAACUCUAAGCAGUUUUUAUUUCCAAUCACAUUUGCCUUUUGUAUUAGAAGUCACUGUAUUUGACUGAUAUGUUCAAUAAUCACCAAUAGAUCUCAUCUACAACUGUUAAUCAAAAAAAGCUUGCUAUGAAUUAUUAUGUGCAAUACUUUGUAGAACAAUAAGCGUUGUUCCUUUCUUCACCCGUCUUGCAAAAAGUUGGUACUACUUGGAAGUGUGGCGUUUUGUAUACCUUAAGGUCUAUGCUAGAAAUGAUGAAAAGGGGCCAAUAUAAGCUACCGUACACGGUAUGCUUAACUAACACCAAAAAAACUCAAUGCAGUUCUACUCACUGUGAUUUAUAUUUUUUCAAUUUUAAAUAUACAAAAAAUGAUGCGUAAAUAUUAGCAUUACUGCCAAUAUAUGGAUUCAAUUUAUUAUUUUUCUGACUUGGCCAAGUUGAACUCAAACUGCAGCCAAUUGAAAAGGGAGAUGGUACCGUUUGGAGUGUAAAAGAAAACAAAAAACAAUUGUAAAUGUUGAAAGAGGCACAAUUUCUUAGCAAUACAGAAAUUAAUGUCCAGUCUCAGGGUGCGUUCUUUUGAACUCAUCUUUGUUUUAUUUGAAAGAGUCUUGAUUUAUUUCCCACUAUUGUAUGUGUCUUUAAACCCUUCCAUUUUUAAGAACAGUUGGGGACAGUGUUUGUAAAUUAAAGAGAAAACCUUUAUAAAGAUAAUAUGAUUAGAAAUGUUUUAUUUUUUUAUUUUUGAGGAUAUCUGUAAUUAAGUGAGUGUAUCAAUACAAUUUUACAGUACCUGAAACGAGAAAAAAAAAGAAAAAACUUUAUAUAUCUUAAUAAACAUUUAUCUUUCAAAAACC
This is a messenger RNA of Paramisgurnus dabryanus, 5456 nucleotides long. It is a transcript of the gene slc6a6b, whose product is annotated as solute carrier family 6 member 6b. Lineage: Eukaryota; Metazoa; Chordata; Actinopteri; Cypriniformes; Cobitidae. Gene Ontology annotation, molecular function: gamma-aminobutyric acid:sodium:chloride symporter activity; taurine:sodium symporter activity. The record is from RefSeq and is a predicted model, not a curated record. Gene Ontology annotation, biological process: sodium ion transmembrane transport; neurotransmitter transport; taurine transmembrane transport. Gene Ontology annotation, cellular component: plasma membrane; cell projection.